Messenger RNA from Echinostoma caproni, 597 nucleotides. NCBI's taxonomy places the organism in Eukaryota, Metazoa, Platyhelminthes, Trematoda, Plagiorchiida, Echinostomatidae. The record is from the annotation of a GenBank genome assembly.
AUGGUUUUUUCGACGACCUUGACACAACAGGUCAUGGGACACACUAGCGUUGUGAGUGGUCGUGUAGAAUCUCAGCUCAUUGCGCAUGACAAAGAGGUGUACGAUAUUGCUUUCAGUCGUGCAGGUAGUGGUCGUGAUAUGUUCGCCAGUGUAGGAGCUGAUGGUUCUGUCCGCAUGUUCGAUAUUCGAAAUCUGAAACAUUCAACUAUAAUUUAUGAGGAUCUGAAUCAUGCUCCGUUACUGAGACUGGCCUGGAAUAAGCAAGAUACAAAUUAUUUGGCCACGUUCGCCGUGGAUUCUGUGGAGGUUAUCAUUCUCGAUCUGCGUGUCCCGUGCACACCUGUGGCUCGAUUAAACAGUCACCGGGCUUAUGUGAAUGGCUUGGCUUGGGCACCACAUUCAAGCUGUCAUUUGUGCACAGCAUCUGAGGAUUGUCAAGCUUUGAUUUGGGAUAUUCAAUCCAUGCCCCGAGCAAUCGAAGAUCCGAUUCUGGCCUAUACAGCCGCCGGAGAGAUCAAUCAAAUCCAGUGGUCAUCAACACAACCAGAUUGGAUUGCAAUUUGUUACAACAGUGCUAUGGAAAUCCUGCGUGUCUGA